Messenger RNA from Microthlaspi erraticum, 318 nucleotides. The record is from the annotation of a GenBank genome assembly. NCBI's taxonomy places the organism in Eukaryota, Viridiplantae, Streptophyta, Magnoliopsida, Brassicales, Brassicaceae.
AUGUUGUCAGAGAAUAUGUCCUUUAUUAGGGGAAUCUUGGGAGGGUUCUUCCUUCUGGUCUCGAUCUCCUCUCUCACUCAGUUUGCAGCUUUACGAUUGACUUUCGCCAUGGCAGAUGAAGAAGUUGUUGAUCCAAAGAAGUACCUUGAGGAAUCUUGCAAACCAAAAUGUGUGAAGCCACUCCUCGAAUAUCAGGCGUGUGUGAAGAGAAUCCAAGGUGAUGACUCUGGCCACAAGCAUUGCACUGGGCAGUAUUUCGACUACUGGCACUGCAUUGACAAAUGCGUUGCUCCCAAGCUUUUUACAAAACUGAAAUGA